CGGGGCGCUCCAGGGCUGCGGCGGGAUGCCCGGAGCGGGUGACGCCUAGCCGCAUCCAUUGUGCCCAGCGAGGGGACCGCUAGCCGCCAGCGCAGCCUCUUGCUGUCAGCAGCGGUGCCAGUGUCGCAGCAACAGCAGCCCGAGGGAGGAGACGCCCCCAUGCCCAGCCGGCCCCCCUGACAGCCACAGGUCGAGGGGGAGCCCGCCAGGGGCAGGGGUGCCGCCAUGGCCACCCGGCCGCCCAAGAGCAGCGAGGCCCUGAAGGUGGUGGUGCGCUGCCGGCCCAUGCACCGGAAGGAGGAGGCGGCAGGCUACGAGCGGAUCCUGGACCUGGACGUCAAGCUGGGGCAGGUGACCAUCCGGAACCCCAAGGCCUCCCCGGGGGAGCUGGCCAAGACCUUCACCUUCGACGCCGUCUACGACGCCAGCUCCAAGCAGGCCGACCUGUACGACGAGACCGUGCGCCCGCUGAUUGACUCGGUGCUGCAGGGCUUCAACGGGACCAUCUUCGCCUACGGGCAGACGGGCACGGGCAAGACCUACACCAUGCAAGGCGCCUGGGCCGAGCCGGAGAAGAGGGGCGUCAUCCCCAUCUCCUUCGAGCACAUCUUCACCCACAUCUCCCGCUCGCAGAACCAGCAGUACCUGGUGAGGGCCUCGUACCUGGAGAUCUACCAGGAGGAGAUCCGGGAUCUGCUGGCAAAGGACCAGAGCAAGAAGCUGGAGCUGAAGGAGAACCCGGAGAGCGGCGUCUACAUCAAGGACCUGUCCUCCUUCGUGACCAAGAAUGUCAAGGAGAUCGAGCACGUCAUGAACCUGGGCAACCAGGCGCGCUCAGUCGGCAGCACCAACAUGAACGAGUACAGCUCCCGCUCGCACGCCAUCUUCGUCAUCACGGUGGAGUGCAGCGAGGAGGGGCCCGACGGGGAGGACCACAUCCGCGUGGGGAAGCUGAACCUGGUGGAUCUGGCCGGGAGCGAGCGCCAGAGCAAGAUGGGCACCCAGGGGGAGCGCCCCAAGGAGGCCUCCAAGAUCAACCUGUCCCUCUCCGCCCUGGGCAACGUCAUCUCGGCCCUGGUGGACGGCAAGAGCACCCACAUCCCCUACCGGGACUCCAAGCUCACCCGGCUGCUGCAGGACUCCCUGGGCGGGAACGCCAAGACCAUCAUGGUGGCCACGCUGGGCCCGGCCUCGCACAGCUACGACGAGAGCCUGUCCACGCUGCGCUUCGCCAACAGGGCCAAGAACAUCAAGAACAAGCCGCGGGUCAACGAGGACCCCAAGGACACUCUCCUGCGGGAGUUCCAGGAGGAGAUCACCCGGCUGAAGGCUCAGCUGGAGAAGAGGGGGAUGCUCAGCAAGAAGAGGAGGAGGAACAGCCGGAGGAAGAAGUCGGCCGGAGGGGAAGGGACCCCCGAGGCAGAGGACGGAGAGGAGGACGGGGGCCUAGAGAAGGACAUGAAGAACUACUUGAAGGAGCAGGAGGAGAGGCUGGAGGAGGAGAAGGCAGCCAUCCAGGACGACCACAGCCUGGUGAGCGAGGAGAAGCAGAAGCUGCUGCAGGAGAAGGAGAAGAUGAUCGAGGAGCUGCGGAAGGAGCAGGAGGCCACGCAACUCCUGGCCACAAAGUAUAAGGCGAUGGAGAGCAAGUUGCUGAUUGGCGGAAGGAACAUCAUGGACCACACCAACGAGCAGCAGAAGAUGCUGGAACUGAAGAGGCAGGAGAUUGCAGAGCAGAAGCGACGGGAGCGCGAAAUGCAGCAGCAGGUGCUCUUGCGGGACGAGGAGACCAUGGAGCUGCGGGAGACGUUCACCUCCUUGCAGCAGGAAGUGGAGAUCAAGACCAAGAAGCUGAAGAAGCUCUAUGCAAAACUCCAGGCCGUGAAGGCCGAGAUCCAGGACCAACACGACGAGUACAUCCGUGUGCGGCAAGAUCUGGAGGAGGCACAGAACGAGCAGACGAGGGAACUGAAGCUCAAGUAUCUGAUCAUUGAAAACUUCAUCCCCCCCGAAGAAAAGAACAAAAUCAUGAACCGCCUUUACUUUGACUGCGAGGAAGACCAGUGGAAAUUCCAGCCCUUGGUGCUAACGCCAGGAAGCAACACUGGGAGUGGAAGCAACAGCCCCGCCAUGGCCACGGCCACGCAGAUGAAGAAGCGGCCGAUCUCCGCCGUGGGCUACAAGAGGCCCAUCAGCCAGUACGCUCGCCUGGCCAUGACAAUGGGCUCCCAUCCUCGGUACCGGGCUGAGAAUAUCAUGUUCCUGGAACUGGACGUCUCCCCGCCGGCCGUCUUUGAGUUCGAGAUCACACGGGACCCGAAUGAGCACGACCCGCGGGCCCUGCACCUGGAGAGGCUCAUGCGCCUCGACAGCCUCCUGGAGCGACCGGCCGCGUCGCGAGUGCGGAAGUCGCGGUCUUGGUGCCAGGCUCCUCGUUCCCUGCCGUCGUCGACGACGCAUGUGUCCCUCGCCUCCAGCUCACAGAACGCUGCCACAGCACUGGCUCACGAGUAACAACGCCCCGUUGGCCCUUCCUUUCGCACAUGGAGGCUGAGGCUCCCUUCUCCCGUCACCUGCUGCCUCGGAGGACACGUGGUCCAGGGAGGGGGGGGGGUCCCCUGCACUAACUCAUCUUUGUCCGUAGCUACUUUGUGUGUGUGUGUGUGUGUGUGUGUGUGUGUGUGUGUGUGUCUGUGCAUCCAUACGGGAGGACGGCUCCGGGGGGCCCACCCCCCCUGCCCUCUCUGGACCUGUCGCUCUAUUUAUUUAACAUAUUUAUUUAUGAUGUGUCUUUGUAAGGAUGCGGGCUGGGGGUUCUCCUUUGGGGGCCGAGCCGCAUCCUCCGUGCCAGCUGCUCCCCUGGCAAUGUUGGGGCAGCCUGGCACCACGCACAACCUUCCUAGAAGGCGGACUCUUGCUUUUUCUUCACCCCGUCGAUGUUCUGAGCACAGAACGGACACCUGUUUGGGGCAAGCGGAGCCCAAACCACCUGCGCUUGGCUCCCAGCCGCCUCUCUUCCCUCCAGCCUCGGAAGAAGUCACUGUCUCGUUGCGGUGUCGGCGCUGGCAGAGCUCGGAGGCAGGACUCGACCUCCCUGCCAGCCACGGAAUUCUCUGUUCUCGCACCAAGACCAGCGGCUCCGCCUUGCCUUCUGUUCACCCCGCCAAAAAACGCACCAAGUGGCUCCGUGUUGCACAGCGAGAGCCUGUGGACUGAUUAUGCAAGCAGAUCUGUGAGGGGGCUGUGACACUAUGAGCAACCUUCUCACCAGAACCAGUUACAGGCCAUGGCCCACCAAGUGACUGCAAUGGCCGACGUGGUCGGGGAUGCAUAUUCCCUCUCCAGGACAGGAAUCAUCCAUAUUCUGACUGGGAAGAGACGUCCUGAACUUAAGAACCAAUCAUGUGCAUCACAUGGGGAGAGAGGCAGAGGGUCCCGUUCCCCCGAGAGAGCAGAGGGAAGGGCGCCUCUUGAGUUUUACUUGAAAUUCAUGGCUCUCUUGCAGCAGCACCGAUGGAGCGUCCAGCUGGUGGCAAGGACCUCCUGGGGCCAUAUUGAGGUCAGGAGGGGAAGGCAGAGAAAUCAAAGAGAAAGGGAGAGGGCAAGGUGGAAUAAACACCCCCACCACCAAACCCUCACGCCCCCUGCCUUUUCCUCAUGUCUUCCUGACAGUAAGAGCUGUUCGGCAGUGGAAAUUGCUACCAAGGAGUGUGGUGGAGUCUCCUUCUUUGGAGGUCUUUAAGCAGAGGCUUGACAGGCAUAUGUCAGGAAUGCUUUGAUGGUGUUUCCUGCUUGGCAGGGGGUUGGACUGGAUGGCCCUUGUGGUCUCUUCCAACUCUACGAUUCUAUGAUUCUAUGUCCAGUGUCUAUCUACAUAAGUUGACCUUUGCCCUUUGGCUUCUAGUCAGUUAGCUUUGUGGCUGCUCCUAAAAUUGGCCUGGGAGGGGGGGAAUUUCCUAGAAAUAAGCAAAACUCUGGGUUCAUCCGCUUUCUCACGGGGAAAACCACUCUUUAGUGCUCAUUCAGAGCCAAUGGCAAUCUUCUUAUUCCGAUUUAAGGCUACAGAGCGGGCUUUUUCCUGGGAAAGGAGAGGGGCAAGGGGGAAAUGGCUCAGGCACAGGGCAAGCAGAAGUGUGGGUGAGCCGUCUCUCGGGGGG
Messenger RNA from Zootoca vivipara (common lizard), 4157 nucleotides. RefSeq names its product kinesin family member 3C (gene KIF3C). The record is from RefSeq and is a predicted model, not a curated record. Gene Ontology annotation, biological process: mitotic cell cycle; microtubule-based movement. Gene Ontology annotation, molecular function: microtubule binding; ATP binding; microtubule motor activity. Gene Ontology annotation, cellular component: microtubule. Lineage: Eukaryota; Metazoa; Chordata; Lepidosauria; Squamata; Lacertidae.